AUGCAGGUCGUAUGCGACUUCGCCCACCUGAAGAUGCUGCACGGGACAGUGCCCAUCGGGAAGAUCAUCUACGCUAAUCUGAAAGAAUUGGCGAAAAACCAAGAGUACCGAUUCGACGAAGAAAUAGAAAAUUUCUCCAAAUUGAGAGAAAAAAUAAUGACGAUGCAAAGCAAAGGGAUUAACGAAAAUUUGCUAAAAUUGUACAAGGAGUAUUUAUUUUACUUCGAGACGUUUCGGAAGAAAAAUUUGUUGAGGGAGAGGAAAAAGUUACUAUGGACAAACGACGCAUUUGAUGAGUAUAAAAAAGUGGAGUAUGAAUUUGAGAGGGAGCACAUUUUGAUAAUAUAUAACAUUGGUCUUGUAGCAGCGACUAUGUUAAAAAUUAAAAAAAAUUCCGAUGACAUAAAAAUGUUGAAUAGAAUGUCUAAGGAUGUGGUGGAAAUAUUUAAUUAUUUAUAUGUAAACAUGAAUGAGGAUAGAAUCCCAGAACUACCAGAUAUAAACUGCCUAAGUUGUUACAUAUUUUUGUGUAUAUCUAUGGCGUAUCAUGAGAAUAUGUUUUACAACACAGCUCUGGCAAAGAAAUACAAGAGGAAUUUGUUGGCGAAGCUUUCUUUCAAUAUACAUUGUCAUUUUAAAAAUGCAUUGCACUGCUUGGAGGGGAAGGAAUUGCAUUUAUUUUUUAGGAAUCCCUCGAAAUUUUCAUCAUCUGCGGAGGUAAGAACAAGUUUGCAGAAUAUUAGAAGUAGUAGCAGUCCAUUUUACAAUUUCGUGAAAGUAAACAAGAUGAUUUUUAUUUGUAUUAGUAAUUUCCACACAGCUUUGAAGUACGCCACUGUACAUGCGGAAAACGCGGAGGAUAAUAUAAAAAUUGAAAAAUACGAUUUAGAAAAAAUCGGGGAAAUUAUAUGUCGACUCAAGUACAGCCAGGAGAACGUUGAAAGAUGUGUGGAACUUUGCAGGAAGUAUGACUUUAACAUCAACCUGACCUCCUUGAAGGAGAAAGUCCAAAGAGCCUUAGAGUAUUUUGAGUACGAAAACAAGAAUAUAUAUUUUGAAGUUAUUCCUAGUUAUGAGAGUUUGAAUGAAAUAAAGGGCACAUCGGAAGUUCUGAAACUGAAGGAGAUAGACGUGUCUUCCAUUUACAUCAAGACGGACAACAUUUCUUGCAGAUUGAAAUUGCUCUUUAAUGAAAAGGCAGAGCUAGUUUACAAUAUCUAUAAUAACGAAGCUGUUGCUGUGUAUGGUACGUUUUACAAGCAAUUUUUGAGUCUACGAGAUCAGUACAGGAUGAUAAAUUUGAGUUACCGGAAAAAUGUGCUCCUCACCCUACACAACGUUAUCAUCAGCACGUAUAAUAAAAUUACCAACGUGCAUAGGCCUACUAAUUUUGAAAAUAAUUUAACUUUUUUACAAAACAUGGAGCAAAAUUUGAAGGAAAUUUUAACUCAAGUGGAAAACAGCCUAACUGCAGAACAUACAAACCAUGUAGAAUUCCAGAGGAAAUUUUUAAACGUAGGAAUUAAUCAGGAAUCUAUUAAUUCAUAUAAUUCCUUUUUGUACCAUUUAAAUAUUUUUAAAAAAUCAUUAGAAGAAAUUCAAUCUAGUGUAGAAUCCUUUCGCAAGUUUCUUCAAGAUAAUCAGAUGCACUUUCACAUAUGUCAAAUGGAUCCUUCUACCUUCGCCAAAUACAUCGUUGACGAAUUGAAUACAUGCACUACUGUAAAAAUUGAUUCUUUAGACCAUGAGUAUAUGCAUUAUAAGAAUUUGCUCUCUGAGGACAGGGAUAAUGAAACGCAUUCUGUCAGCAGCAUGGGUGAUUUUUCUGAAGUGUCCAGUACAAGUGCACCAUCCUUGAAUUACUUCGAUUUCCAUGCAUUUCUGAAGAAUCAGAAUUUGACCUAUGGGGCACAGAAUAGCAAGGGCGUUAAUGAGAAGAAUCUCUUUCAUUAUGAUUCUGUGAAUAACUACAUCAACGUUCAUUCGGAGGAGAAGAUGUUCUUUGUCAUCCUUGCCAUUUACUUUUCACUGAGCAUACAGCUGACCGCUUUCGGCGCCGACUUGGAGGAGCUGAGGAGCAACAUGCACGAUGUCUUUCUGAACUCGAUCUCGGAGGUACGGGACGAGGACAAGCUCAAUGAUCUCCUGCAGAAGCAGAAAGUGGCGCUCAACGGGAAGAAAGCCAAACUGGAGGAAAGCGUUGCAUCCUUUGAGAAAAAUCUCAACCAAUUCUAUGAUUACUAUCACGAGUAUAACAAAUUGGACUACUUUAAGACCAUCGAGGAUCUGAACACCUUCACUAUCAACCUCAUGAGCACCGUCGAAAGGCUGAACGAAAUGAACAAGAGACAUUCGUACACGCUGAAGAAUUCCCUUGUUUUUAAGGACGACAUAAACAGAUAUAUAUACAUGCGCGAGAGCGAACGAUCCACUAUUAGAGUUCAGCAAAUUCCAAAUGGUUACCCACGGAACAUGCACAGCGGUCACCAGCACUUUUAG
Messenger RNA from Plasmodium knowlesi strain H, 2499 nucleotides. RefSeq names its product BRO1 domain-containing protein, putative. NCBI's taxonomy places the organism in Eukaryota, Apicomplexa, Aconoidasida, Haemosporida, Plasmodiidae. The transcript is spliced from 5 exons. The record is from RefSeq and is a predicted model, not a curated record. Bases 1 to 2499 code for a protein of 832 amino acids.